This is a messenger RNA of Andrographis paniculata, 2602 nucleotides long. Its product is annotated as endoglucanase 17-like. Bases 907 to 2526 code for a protein of 539 amino acids. Lineage: Eukaryota; Viridiplantae; Streptophyta; Magnoliopsida; Lamiales; Acanthaceae. Gene Ontology annotation, biological process: carbohydrate metabolic process. The transcript has 8 exons. The record is from RefSeq and is a predicted model, not a curated record. Gene Ontology annotation, molecular function: hydrolase activity, hydrolyzing O-glycosyl compounds.
CCUGGGGUUUUUCCUUAGAGAAGUUCUGAAUUCUGUGGUUUCACUCAUUUGUGAGCUAGAACAGAUUUAGUUGCAAUCCUUUUUGUGAAAUUUCUUACAGCUGUUCUGCUGGGCACUGAAAAUUGUCAAAGCAACGUGGCGUUGUGCUCCUCAAUAAACAGCCCUUUGAGGAAGAAGUAAAAAGGAUGGAUGCUUGGUGCAUAGAAGGGGGAAAUCAUCAUGAAGCAGGUUAGUGUGGUUAUAUUACAUGAUUGGCAGUGAAUAGGAAGGAGGAUACAUAUGUGAUUGGGGUGCACUGUAUUAUGUAUGUAUUGAUUGCAUUGUAACUUGAAACCUUGGUCCAUGGAUGGUGGUUGAGUUAAUUAAGACUGUUUGGAUUAUGAAGGAGGGAAGGGAAAGCAGUUAAUGCAUGCUUUAGUCAAGAAGGCAUGCUACAACUUUCCCAUCGAAACAGGGUGCAGGAGAAGGGUGUCACCCCAAUUGUGGCAUCUCCCCUCCAUGUGCACUCUGCCGAAAAUGACAUUUACACAGACAUAAGGUUAUAGUAGUAUAUUUUUAUGCAUGCAUUCUUUGAGUGGAUAAGUGUGGGGACUGCCUCCUGCUGGAUGCCACUGGGGAAGUACAUGAGCAUCAUCAAGAUUUUGUUAGUAUCUAAAGCUCAAGACGAGAACUAGAGAAAAGAUCCGGCGGCAACGACAUCCCCUCUUCCACGGGGCACCCAAGGACAGAGAGAGAACCAGAAGGGAACUUGGAGAAGCUUGGGUCACGUGACCACACAGUCAAUAUUCUUACCGUUGAAAAAGUAACACCUCUACUCCCCAAAACUGCUAAAUGCCAAAUACAAAAUACCCGUUGUUUGUCUUUCCCUCUCCCUCUCCCAACGGCUACAGCUGAAACUGUAUAUGUAUGUAUGUAUCGCCACAUUCGAUCUGUUGGCCCUAUAAAACUGCAGCUCAAGCUCAUAGCUCCUUCUCUGUAUCCCAACCAACAAUGGCAUCUUUCCCCACUCCCUUUUCUUCUGUUUUCCUAUCUUUCUUUGUCUCCCUGCUGCUGCUGAUUUGCUCCUCCAAUGCCACCGCCUACCCUGCCGGAAAGCACCACCGUUUCGGCCACCACUUUGCCUUCCACAACUACGGAGACGCCCUCUCGAAAUGCAUCUUGUUUUUUGAGGGCCAGAGAUCGGGCAGACUCCCCCCUAACCAGAGAAUCACCUGGAGAAAAGACUCUGGCCUUACUGAUGGCUCAGCAAUGAAUGUCGAUUUGGUGGGAGGGUACUAUGAUGCAGGGGACAAUGUGAAGUUCGGGUUUCCAAUGGCCUUCACCACCACCAUGCUCUCAUGGAGCGUCAUAGAGUUCGGUGGUCUGAUGAAGGGAGAGCUGCAGCACGCCAAGGAAGCCAUCCGCUGGGGCACUGACUAUCUCCUCAAGGCCACAGCUCACCCUGACACCAUUUAUGUCCAGGUGGGAGAUGCAGGCAAGGAUCACUCCUGCUGGGAAAGGCCCGAGGACAUGGACACUCCAAGAACUGUGUUUAAAAUUGAUAAGAACACUCCAGGCACAGAAGUCGCGGCUGAAACCGCUGCUGCUCUGGCUGCAGCCUCAUUGGUCUUCAGGAAAACUGAUCCUGUCUACUCCAGGCUCCUAGCCACAAGGGCCAUCAGGGUGUUUGAAUUUGCGGACAAGCACAGAGGUGCCUACAGUGUUGGGUUGAGAUCAUACGUGUGCCCCUAUUACUGUGACUUUUCCGGGUACCAGGAUGAGCUGCUGUGGGGAGCUGCCUGGCUACAUAAAGCAACCAGGAAUCCUGGGUACCUCAGCUAUAUCAAAGCAAAUGGGCAGACACUUGGAGCUGAUGAAUCAGACAACACAUUUGGGUGGGACAACAAGCAUGUUGGGGCCAGAAUUCUUCUUUCCAAGGCAUUUCUUGUCCAAAAUGUCCAGACUCUCCACGAUUACAAAAGCCGUGCAGAUAACUACAUUUGCUCCCUGAUUCCAGGGACUCCCUACUCCACUGCCCAGUACACCCCAGGUGGGCUUCUGUUCAAGAUGAAGGAUGACAACAUGCAGUACGUAACAUCCACUUCCUUCCUCCUGGUGACCUAUGCCAAAUACUUAACCAUUGCUCGCAAGGUUGUCUACUGUGGAGGUGCUGUUGUCACCCCUACCAACCUCAGAGCUUUGGCCAAGAAACAGGUGGACUAUCUUCUGGGAAGCAAUCCGUCGAGAAUGUCGUACAUGGUGGGGUAUGGUGGCAGGUAUCCCCAGAGGAUCCACCACAGGGGUUCCUCCCUUCCAUCCAUAGCCGCCCAUCCAUGGAAGAUCCAGUGCUCCUACGGGUUCUCCUUCAUGAAUUCCCAAUCCCCUAACCCUAACAUUCUCACAGGUGCCGUCGUGGGAGGUCCCGACCGCGUGGAUCAAUUCCCGGACCAGAGAUGGGAUUACGCGCAGUCGGAACCCGCCACUUACAUCAAUGCACCCCUCCUUGGCACCUUGGCAUACUUUGCACACUCAUUCGCCCAAUUAUAGAUAAUACUUAAGAAGUGUAUAACUGUGUAUUUUUGUUGCCUGCCAACUUUUACCUAAUUAUUAAUUUAUUUGUUUA